Molecule: messenger RNA, 1692 nt
Organism: Populus trichocarpa (black cottonwood)
Lineage: Eukaryota; Viridiplantae; Streptophyta; Magnoliopsida; Malpighiales; Salicaceae
Exons: 3
Coding region: 394-1398 (334 amino acids)
Cellular component (GO): cytosol
Molecular function (GO): protein-folding chaperone binding
Source: RefSeq, a predicted model, not a curated record
AAACACAACCGUCUUUUAUUACACAUAUUUCCGUUACUUUCGGUAUUAAAAUCGUCGAUAACCAUCAGACACGACAUGGUUUUUAGACCAUUCUCAAACAGAUUCAGCUCCUUCUUCUUCGUAUCCACAAAGACACAAAUCUAAAAUUAUGCUACACAAUUUUUCACAAGCAAAUAAUUUCAGGGUUCUUUUGCCAAUGUUGUUGUUAAUAUAGCUCAAAGACGAAAGAUUUCUUGUUUUUUUUAAUGAAACUUGGAUAUAUAGUUGAUUAAAAGGAAAGGUUUUGAUGAUCUGGGCUUGGAGCAAAAAGAUUGGUAAUUAGAUCUAAUAGGAGAUAUAGGUAGAUUCUUGGAUUCUUUUGAGAAAAGAUUGGUGGGUUAUUAAAAUAAGAAGAUGGGGGUUGAUUACUAUAACAUAUUGAAGGUGAACAGGAAUGCAACAGAUGGUGAUCUAAAGAAGUCGUAUAGAAGAUUGGCUAUGAAAUGGCAUCCUGAUAAGAACCCCACUAACAAGAAAGAAGCUGAAGCCAAAUUCAAGGAGAUCUCUGAGGCAUAUGAGGUCUUGAGUGAUCCACAAAAAAGAGCAAUUUAUGAUCAGUAUGGUGAAGAAGGAUUAAAAGAAGCACCACCGUCUGGCAGUGGCGGCUCCCCUUUUGGCAACGGUAGUGGGUCAAAUGGUUUCAAUCCUAGGAAUGCAGAGGAUAUCUUUGCAGAAUUCUUUGGGAGCAGUCCUUUUGGAUUUGGAUCAACAGCAGCUGGUAGAUCCUCGAGGUUCCAAUCAGAUGGAGGGUCGUUUGGUUCAUUUGGCUGUACUGAUAAUCUUUUCCGAACUUAUAGCGAGGGAACUACACUAAGGAAACCACCACCUGUAGAGAGCAAAUUGCCUUGUAGCCUCGAGGAACUAUACUCUGGAUCAACAAGGAAAAUGAAGAUAUCGAGAACUGUAGUUGAUGCCCGUGGGCGACAAAUACAAGAAACAGAAAUAUUAACCAUUGAUGUGAAGCCAGGGUGGAAGAAGGGAACAAAGAUUACAUUCCCGGAUAAAGGAAAUGAGCAGCAGAAUCAGCUUCCAGCAGACCUUGUGUUUAUUAUUGAUGAGAAGCCCCAUACCACAUACAAGAGAGAUGGAAAUGACCUUAUCAUCAACCACAAGGUGACACUAGCCGAGGCCCUAGGAGGAACAACAGUAAAUCUCACCACACUUGACUGCCGUAAUCUAUCAAUUCCUGUUCAUGAUAUAGUGAGCCCUGGUUACGAGCUUGUUGUGGCCAUGGAGGGUAUGCCAAUAGCGAAGGAGCCAGGUAAUAGGGGCAAUAUGAGGAUCACAUUUGAAGUGAAGUUCCCAACAAGAUUGACACCAGAGCAGCGAGCAGGGCUCAAGCGCGCAUUAGGGGGUUAAAGAUUGAUCAAAUUGUUAUAUAUAUACACAUAUAUAAGAGCUAAAUUCUGAAGCCAAUGCUGUUUUCCAUUCUUUCAAUUUGCAAAGGUUGUCUUUUGCUGUCCUUGUAUUUAUAGACCCUUUAAACCAACACCUAUAGGAAAAGUACUGUAAUUAUUAUAGACCCUCACAGCCAUUACUGGCUGGUUCAUGUGACUGAUAUUCAUUUUUUUUCUUUAGGAUAGGAGGAGGGAUAAACAGGGCUGCAUACAUCAUAUUGUUUUUGUCCUUGCAUUCCUUUGCUGGACGACUCCA